Molecule: messenger RNA, 2144 nt
Organism: Oncorhynchus tshawytscha (Chinook salmon)
Lineage: Eukaryota; Metazoa; Chordata; Actinopteri; Salmoniformes; Salmonidae
Product: leucine-rich melanocyte differentiation-associated protein
Exons: 7
Coding region: 761-1432 (223 amino acids)
Biological process (GO): melanocyte differentiation
Molecular function (GO): protein binding
Source: RefSeq, a predicted model, not a curated record
GCAUUUGUUCUUAGCUGACUUGCUUGGUAGAAUGAAAAAAUUGUAAUAAUUGCUUAAAGUUUAGAAUGUCUCCAAAACCAUAUCAAUGUCUAGACAGAGCAUUUGGGCAUCGUCGGGCAGAAAGGUACGUGGAAUGACUCCAAUGCAAUGUAAGCAAGCAGGUCGGAUCUGCUGGAUACCAAUUACAUGUGCAUCAGGCUAUAAUUGCAUGUUAAUCAGGUUACCAGUAUCAGCUAAUGGUCCCCAGUGAACCCCAAACAAAUAGUGUGUAAGUAGGCUAAGUAUGUACGUAUCCCACAUCCUAUAAGGCUUGCACUGAUGAUUAAUAGUAAAUAGGCUAGUGUUUUGCAUUCUACCAAUCACCUGUUCCAGAUGCAAUCUUAUUCCAACUUUAAGCGCAAGCUCUUAGCCUGGCCUAUAUCGUAACUAGUUCCAACCACAGUUCAGGAACAAUAACUAAGAAUAUAGGCCUAUGGCAUUUUAGGUUAAGGACUGUCUCCACCACUCUGAAAUGCGACACAAGCGAAUCCUGCCAUAAUACUAGUAAUAGCGCGUUUCCGCAUUGGAUCAGCUGAUUCGGAGGAAGUAUGCGGAAGAAGUAAAUUCGAAACCUCAAGUAACCAAACAAAAUAGUGACCUUUUUGGAAAGCUACUGACAGUAAAGUUUUUAAAAUUUAUUUUAAAGCAGAAGAGUACCUGUACCAGUUCCACUCCAGUAGUUAUUUCACAGAGGUAGCCUAGUAACUGAACUGUCAUCAUCAUGGCAUGCAGCGACUCUAUGGUCACAAUGAAUGGAACCCAAGUUUCCUAUAUUGGACAUGACUGUGAGGACAUCCCAGAGUUCCUUGGAAAAAAAUAUGGAUUCUUGGCAAGACGGCUAGAUCUCAGCUUCAAUCAGCUAAGGUCACUGGCUGGCCUGAAAGCGUUCACUGGGCUGGAAGAACUGGUCGUCGACAACAAUCUGCUCGGAAACGACCUCCAGUUGCCCAGGUUACCCACCCUCCACACCCUGACACUCAAUAAGAACCAACUGACUGACAUCGAGGCACUGCUGGAACACUUGGCGGAGGCAACUCCGUCGCUGCAGUACCUCAGCCUGCUGGGAAACGAGGCCUGUCCCAACCAGCUGGUCAGCCUGGACAAGGAUGAGGAUGACUACCAGAGAUACAGGUACUUUGUUCUGCACAAGCUACCCACCCUAAAGUUCCUAGACACUAGGAAGGUUUGUAAGACAGAACAGCAGGAGGCUGAGGCACGGGGAGCCUUCAUGAAGGUGGUUAAACCCAUGUCAUCAGACAUGGUGGCCCCAGGUGACCCUAAGUCUGAGAGUUCCUCCACACUCUACACCCCUCUACCCAGAGGCUCUAGAGACGGCAAGAACCACAAAGAGAGCGCGAUGCGCUGCGUUGGUACUGGAGCGGGCAGGCAGUAGAUCUUAAUGGAGGCUCUGAGAGGAGGAUAUGAAGAUAACCUUGAGGAAAGAGAACAGAACCUCAAGGCCUUCCCUUACUGCCUGUCACUAUCACUAACCCACUGUGACAUCUUGGUCCAGAAUCUUGGCCCAGGAACUGCUCAAGUCACUGAUACACAAACAGCUGAUAUCCACUGAACUUUAAACAGUACUUUCAGGCAGCGCCCUAGCAUUUGUUUCUAUCCAGUUUUGUUUUUUUCUUUCUCAGAUAGAGCAGGUCAUCCAUUGUGUUAUGCUACAGUUAUUUUGUUGUUACUAUUAGCUGUUUUGGCUAAGCUGUCUCCAAGCGCCUACAGGAUACAAAUGAAGCGAUCUAAGGUAUCAGCGUUGUGAUGGGCACUCAAUAAUAUUUUACUUAAUUAAUUCCAAUGCCCUGAGCUGACAUCCAUCCCCUACAUACCACAGCUGGGGCUUGCUGGUCCAGCCAAGCACACAAUAUCCUGUGUGCUCUGAAACAUGUACCAUUACAAUUAGCGCUGUCAGGUCCUAGCCCUACAACCCUCAUGUAGAUAAUAUGAGAAGAUGUCUUAAGAACCACCUUACAUGCUCAAUAUUUCUCGCCUUAUGAAGAUUACACGUCAAUAAAGUCAUUGAGUCCCAGGGUGUGUGGCAAGUAAAGAUUGUGGUUAUUGGACUUAUUGGACAGGUGGGCAGUGAUGAACCAGGGUUAUAA